AGCUCACGGUCAUGACCUUCCACUACCCAGGUCUCAUUCCCUUGAUGUCUUAAGUGGUCUUGCCAGUUGUCUCGGCCCAUCGUCACCUAAAGAUCGAGCACCUACGACGACCUCAUGGGACUCACUCUUAAGUGUUUGCAUUCUACAUAUGUAUUUUGGACCUGCCAGCCAUGCAUGAGAAGCAUGAACGGCGAAAUGAAGUGGAAGCAGCUAUACAACUUAUGGCCAUCGAAUGUUCGCUCCAGAUCUCACAGGUUAAAUUCGCUUUCUGGAAAGAAGGAGCCCUUACUGGAUGAUGUUACUGCGAUGGGUGACUCGAAGGUGCAUACUGCAGUGUUCAUGAAAGAAACAUCGGCUAUACAGAACGUAUAGGCCCAUGAGAUACGACAACGAUCUUCUACUCUAGCUGAUCCCUUAACCAUUGACGCAAU
Messenger RNA from Neohortaea acidophila, 431 nucleotides. RefSeq lists its product as uncharacterized. The transcript has a single exon. The record is from RefSeq and is a predicted model, not a curated record. NCBI's taxonomy places the organism in Eukaryota, Fungi, Ascomycota, Dothideomycetes, Mycosphaerellales, Teratosphaeriaceae. Bases 115 to 372 code for a protein of 85 amino acids.